AUGCCUGAUCGACUACCUCUGACUGUUUUUGUUCGACAAUGUCUCAAACGUUUAGUAUAUUAUUUGAAAACUUUACUACGUGCUAUAAUAGUUGCUAUUGUUUGGCUUGUUAUUCUUCCUUAUUCAACAUUAUGUACUUGGCGCUUUUAUUUCUGGAGUGGUGAAACUAUUGGAUUCUUCACCAAUACUACCAAAAACGUCACAUUUAACAUAUUAUAUAUAUAUAAUAGAUCUUUUUUAUCGGAUUGUUUUGAAGGUCAAGUAAUCACUGCAUUCGUCAUUGUGAUUUUUAUCGCUGCUUACUUGUUUCGGGAAUGGGCUAUGCAAAAUCUACCUGUUGAAGAAGAGCCUCAAGAAGAUGAAGAACAUUUGGGUAAUCAACAACAUAAUUUCAAUGAACGACAAGAUACUCCUAAUGAAGAUAACGAAGAUCAAUUACGAGAACAACAACAGGUCGCUAUCGAUACUUUACUUCAUGCAAUUCAAAAUAUCAAUACUCCCAACAAUGAUAUAGAAGCUGAACGAAAUGAAUUACAUGCUCGAUUGGCCGAAAUGCGAAGAGUCUUGGAACAAAAACGAAAUUUGACAGAUGAACAACAAACUGGAUCAUCAACACCUCACAAUACUACUUAUGAAGAAAGAAAUACACUCCCAUCUUGGUUACUUGAUGAUGAUGAUGAUGAUGAUAAUUUAUCCACUCCUGAAUUCUCUGAAGAAGACGACGAUGAAGAAGAACAACACACAACAUCACUCUACAAUGGUACUAUGAAUCCACCUACUGCUCCCGCUCCUGCUCCUGCUCCUCCUCCUCCUCCUCCUCCUGCUGCUGCUGCUAUUGUGGAAGAAAAUGAAAAUGAUGAAGGAGGUGAUGAUGAAAUGGAACCUUUUGAUUUUGGUGAUGAUAUCGAUGGUGUAUUAGAGGCUGUAGGUAUGCGUGGUAAUCCUUGGAUGCUCCUACAAAAUUCUGUGCUUAUGUCUCUGAUGGUCAGUUUAUGUCUGGGUGUUGCUGUUUGGAUCCCAUAUGUUGUAGGAAGAUUAGUUAUUUCGAUCAAACCCAUGAGUUUUAUUCAAACACCUAUAUCUGUUAUGCGACUUUUGACUGAUCCUUUGGUAGACUUUAUACUUGAUCGUGGUAUUCCUUUGGUUUGGACUUGGCUGACAACUAAAUUAACGUUCAAUACAUUUGUACCUGAUUCCAUCCUGUUGGCGACUAAUACUUUAAUGACCCGACUUCAUACUAUACUGGAUGACUUUUUAUUACCUUCUGGCUACACCAACAUGACAACAUUAGACACUACAUUGCAAUGGACAAAUUUACAACAAGCAAUCGAAUCAAUGGGCGACAAUUUAUUAAAACGCUGGCAACAAUUUGCAAUUGGACAAAGCGGAUUGGAUCGAACGAUUUGUAUUCUUGUAGGAUAUCUCGUACUUGUCUUGAUUGGAUCUUGGUAUCUCGGUGCUGGACAGCAUGGUGAUACUGUUCAAGAUAUUCUUCGACAACAAGGUGAUUUCCUCAAAGUAGUAUUCUUUAUUGUCAUUGAACUUGUGAUUUUCCCUCUAUCUUGUGGUGUAUUACUUGAUGGUUGUACGCUACCUCUUUUUGUGGAUGCUUCGGUGGCCAGUCGAUGGGCUUUCUAUCAAAGCAAUCCUUAUUCAUCGUGCUUUUUACAUUGGUUCUUUGGUACUGGCUUCUUGUUUGGUGUGGCUGUUUUUGUUGCUUUAUGUAGAGAAGUUGUCCGACCUGGUGUUAUCUGGUUUAUCCGUGAUCCCAAUGAUCCUCAAUUUCAUCCUAUUCGUGAAAUGAUUGAACGUCCUACGUUACCAUUACUUCAAAAGAUUGCUCAUAGUGCAAUGAUGUAUGCUGGUUUGAUUACGGCUGCUAUUGGAACUGUUGUCUAUACUUUGGAUUACAUGACUGAUGCUUUUCCUCUUUUUGUCCCAUUGGACACACCAUUCUCAACAUUAUCCUUGGAUUUACUUGCGGUACAAUUCCUAUUAUCACCAUUGAUUUCAUAUCUUGAACCUCGUGAAUAUGCCAAAUAUAUAUUGGACAGCUGGUGGCGAUGGACUAGUCGACAACUUCGAUUGACGUCAUUUAUGUUUGAUGGACGAUAUCCAGAAGAAGAAGGUAGUCAUGUACGACACACUUUCAAAGCAUGGUUAUUACGACAACAGGUGGCUACCAUUCCUUCUGGUAAUGACGAUGAUCAUGUGUAUGGUGAUGUGGGUAUUACGCAAAAUGGUGAUCAAUAUUCGCAGCAACAUACUCAAGCAGCUGUCACUUUCCAACGCAAUGGUCAACUGCUUCGAGUACCUAAAUUGGAUACAGUGCCUGUGAUACCACGUCGACGAAUGCUUGUUCCUGUCGAUCCUGUGACUUUGGAAGCAAUAGAUGAAGAAGAACGAAGAUUAGGUCAUCCUGCUGCUUCACAAUCUGGUGAUGAAGAUUUGAGUACGAUUAUUGUUUAUGCUCCUCCUCAUUUUAAAUCAAGGCUUAUCGUAUUUAUUGUGCUCAUGUGGUUAUCAAGUUCAUUUCUCACUUGUACUUUGACGGUCGUACCAGUUUGUCUUGGACGUUACCUUUUUAAGGCAUUUGUCACGGAAAAAGCAGUACAUGAUGUAUAUAGUUUUGCCACGGGAGCAUAUGUUAUGGUUAGUUUGGGUCUUGCAAUCGAUUGGACAAUGAAUAAAUAUCAAGCUUGGCAAGAUGGAAGUGCGACAUCAACCGAAAUAUUGGAAUGGACAAAAGAAAAGUUACAAUUGUGUGGAAAGGUAUUAUAUCUGGCAACCACUCUUGGGUUUAUUGUACCACUGUUAUUGGGUGUCAUGGUUGAUUUAUACUUGUUUAUGCCUUUACGUUACUCUAUUCAUGAUGAUCAACCUAUGGUGUUACAUCUAUCGGAAGAUUGGGUAUUUGGUAUUGCUUAUUGUAGCAUCAUUUAUGGAGUGAUUCAAGUUUUACCCAACAAUCGAUGGCAACAUUAUUUCAACCGACUUAUUGGGAAUGGCGGGCUUGCAAACAUGUCGUCGUGGGUGGUCACAAGAUCUUUUGUUGGGCCAGUUAUAUUAGGAACCAUCUUAGCAAUUACCAUACCCGGUAUAUUGGCCUGGGGGUGUGUACAAUGGUUAGGUAUGUAUAUAUAUAUAUAUAUAUAUAAAAUGGUGAAUCAUCUUAAUUAUUGA
Molecule: messenger RNA, 3183 nt
Organism: Halteromyces radiatus
Lineage: Eukaryota; Fungi; Mucoromycota; Mucoromycetes; Mucorales; Cunninghamellaceae
Exons: 11
Coding region: 1-3183 (1060 amino acids)
Cellular component (GO): endoplasmic reticulum membrane
Source: RefSeq, a predicted model, not a curated record